AUGAACAAUCGGCCGGUGGAACAGGCAUUGAGCACAUUGGUGCCGACUCAUGCCAACGAUCUCCCACAAGAACUACUCAGCUAUGCAAUGUCACUAGUGGCACAGUCCCGGAGCUUCUCCAGCAGUCUGAAGCCGGAAGAGGAAAUUGCUCGACCAUAUGCCUGCGCGGAAAUCGCUUGCAAAAGGUUGACCCGAACUCUGAAACUUCCUCCGCUGCUCGGGCAUCCGCCAUGUCCUCCGCGCAUAUACAAAAAGCUUUAUUCAUACCUCGACCGAUCUCUGGCAGCAAGCUCGGCUGGUCACAAACGCUCAGCAAGCGGAUCGGUUCCCGGAACACCCUCACGCGCCGGCUCAGCGCAGACCACACCGACGAAGGGCGCGGCAGCCAGGAACACCCCUUCCAAGGCAGCACCAACACUACGAGGACUACAAAAUACACCUUCGAAAUCCACACCCUUGAAACGAAGUAUGAGCACGGCAAACCGGCUCGAAAGUCCCUCGAAAUCGGCAAGAAAGGCUACAGUCCCCCGAAUGAAGGAUAUCACCGGGUCAACUAUCAUUCCAGAUGCCCCGGCUUGGGUAAUGACGGCCAUUCGGACUGUAUGCAAGAUUCUCUCGACCCCUGCCCCACGCACAAAUACUUGGUCCAGGCCUCCAAUUUCGAGGACCCUGCCUCCGCAUAUCUUCUCUGGCGUGUCGUCCGUCCUCUAUCUUACGUCGAGCAUGUCCAACGACGAACCGGGAUGGGACCGCGAGAGCUUGGAUUUCCUGGAGCCUAUUGUGUCUAUCAAUGGCUCUGAUAAGGACGAUGAUUUCAAAGAACUGGUCUACGCUAUGGCUGUGGCUGUAUACUUCCUUGUGCUUGCCCGUCGGCGUAACCCCGGGCCCGAUGCAGAGGCCGAUAUCGAAGCGCAGAAGAUGGACAAGAAGACUUUUAUUGAAAUGCGUCAGACGGCAUUGAACAGCCUUGGCCUAAAGGCCAAUGACCGGAGGCAUCGCGAUGACGUUGAUCAAUGGAUCACUCUUAUCAUGGAGCAAGGGUGGGCCAACGGCCAGGAAUGGUUCGAGAAUAUCCCCUAUGCUGGACAGCUCUAUGGUGAAGAUGAGGAAGGCAGGUCCUACCAAGACCUGGAUGAAGAAGAUGCGACACUUAGGGGUGUUAGGCCGCCUAAACGUUCAGCGGCUGGCAGUGGGGCUCGUGUCUCAGAGUCAGAUCAGGCUCCGCGGGGCGGUCUUUUGCCUGGCCUGGGGACAAUGAUGCAAGAUCGAGUUGACUGGCUGAGUGAUGAUCGUCAAGAGGAUUAUGUGAAUUGGAAAGCGGACAUCAUGGCUCGCAUUGAAGGUGCAGCUGCUUGA
This is a messenger RNA of Penicillium concentricum, 1356 nucleotides long. RefSeq lists its product as uncharacterized. The record is from RefSeq and is a predicted model, not a curated record. Gene Ontology annotation, molecular function: DNA binding. NCBI's taxonomy places the organism in Eukaryota, Fungi, Ascomycota, Eurotiomycetes, Eurotiales, Aspergillaceae. The coding region runs from base 1 to 1356 and encodes 451 amino acids. Gene Ontology annotation, cellular component: nuclear origin of replication recognition complex. Gene Ontology annotation, biological process: DNA replication. The transcript is spliced from 2 exons.